AUGUCAGUGUUGAGUUUGUUGCCGGAAGAUAAAAGGAGGGACCAAAGAAAUUCGCUGGAAAGCGUCUACAGCAGCAACUCUCGAUUGAAUUUACUUAACAAGAGAAAGCGGUGUCAUCCCUUAGAGAUGUCCAGUCAGUCAAUAGGCAAGGGGGACAGAUACGUCACUCAGAGGGUGCUCUCAGCCAAGACGCAUAGAGUUAAACAGCUUCAAAAUCAACUGGCAGAUGCACAUUACCAUUUACAAGAGCUCAGCAACGAGAACCGAGUGUUACGCGCCGUACAAAAAAAACAAGAAAUUGCCCUACAAAGAUACGAGAAUUCUAACGCGGAACUGCCCCAAGUGCUGAACUCUCAUAACGAAGAGAUGAGGGUACAACAAAGCAGGUACAAACAGCUGAAGCACCAGUAUAAAGAAGUAUCGCAGAAGUUGAAAGAGCGAGACAUGCAACUACAGCAGUUAAGAGACGAGCAUCAGCAUUUACUGGAUCUGAGUAAAGAUAGGAAUCUUCUAGAACGUGAAAAACUCCAAGCACAAGUAACAGAACUAACAUCAAAAGUCCAACAACAAAACGAAACGAUCAGUAUGUUACAACGACGCAUCGCGCUGGAAGCCAAGAACUUCAAACAUCAAUUACAGGCUGAAAUCAACAAACAUAAAGACACAAGACAUGAUCUAGAUUUAGCUAUUACUAAUGCUGAUAAAUUAUCUACUAUUAUUGAGAUAAAGGAAAAAAUGUUAAGCACGGCGGCUAGUAGAGGCGGUAAAUCCCCCACAAAAGUAGGUUCGUUUACAAACGUGGCCCGAACUCUCAGCAAAAAUGGACGAGAUGGCAAAGGGGAUGAAAGAUCUAAUAUGACCCAAAUCGAACAAAGUAUGCUCGCAAAAUUAUGCGAAAACUCUCGCACUAUCAGUAGUUCUUUAUCACACGAAGAAGACACCAGCUCUUCGACCGAACCUCGUUCUAGAUACAUUUCAAGCAGAAACUCAACAAGCAACAGAACAACACCAAACCAAAUGAGAAAAAGCUCUAAAAGCUCCGACGAAAUAAUCGAAAUUGCAAAAACAGUGCAAGAAGGCAUGGCAGAUUUGACUAUCACAGACAAAAAUACUAAUUCAGAAGAAUUAGAAAAGAAAAUGGAAGCCAUGAAAACAGAACUUAUGAAUAAAAUAAAGAAUAACGAAGAUUCUAGAAGGCCAAGUGUUUUAAGACGACGGUCCACAGAAGAGUCUAUUGAAGAAGUCAUUGAAAGACCGAAAUCGAGAGGAAUGAAUUCUGUAGUUUCCUUCUAUGACAAUCCGAAUUCGGAUGAAGAUAAGAUACAGAUUAAAAAAGAUUUAAUAACAGAUAAAAGAGACAAACCCAUUGACAAAUAUUGCAAAGACAUAAUACAUGAUAUAGAAAAAAGUAGCAAAGUUAUCGAUGUUCAUAUGAAACAGUUUCGUCAGAAUAAAUUUGAAGGUGAUAAGUUGGUUGAAAAAUUACAAGAGAUUGAUAAAUUGAAUGAAUUUGUGACCAAAAAUGGUGACAUACCGUCUGAAGCGUUGACAGAGCUAAAUAAUAAUUUCAAAAUGUUAACUGAACAGGUUUUUACUGAGACUGUGCCAAAAAAACGUAUAGUUUCAGGAAGAAAAAGUUUGAGAAUCGAAUCUAGGACUAACUUUUUGGACGAUGACAUGAGUAACCAAGACCUGCUUGAAGAUUUACUAGGAAAGAAA
This is a messenger RNA of Brenthis ino (lesser marbled fritillary), 1719 nucleotides long. The record is from the annotation of a GenBank genome assembly. NCBI's taxonomy places the organism in Eukaryota, Metazoa, Arthropoda, Insecta, Lepidoptera, Nymphalidae.